Messenger RNA from Uncinocarpus reesii 1704, 741 nucleotides. RefSeq lists its product as uncharacterized. Gene Ontology annotation, molecular function: protein-N-terminal-glutamate acetyltransferase activity; protein N-terminal-serine acetyltransferase activity. The record is from RefSeq and is a predicted model, not a curated record. The transcript is spliced from 2 exons. Gene Ontology annotation, cellular component: NatA complex. Gene Ontology annotation, biological process: N-terminal peptidyl-glutamic acid acetylation. Lineage: Eukaryota; Fungi; Ascomycota; Eurotiomycetes; Onygenales; Onygenaceae. The coding region runs from base 1 to 741 and encodes 246 amino acids.
AUGGUUGACAUCCUUCCCCUCUGCUCCUAUCCCUCCUACCUGUCGCUGCUCCCCUCCAUCCAGACUUGCAACAUCACAAACCUUCCCGAAAACUACUUCCUCAAGUAUUACAUGUACCAUGCCCUCUCCUGGCCGCAGCUCAGCUUUAUCGCCGUCGUCCGGCCCCCGCCUAACAGCAAGAAUUCCGACUACCCCAAAGUAGUAGGAUACGUGCUCGCCAAGAUGGAGGAGGAGCCCUCGGACGGCGUGGCACACGGACACAUCACAAGCUUAAGCGUGAUGAGGACACAUCGACGACUGGGUAUUGCUGAGAGACUGAUGAGAAUGAGCGAACGAGCAAUGGCUGAGUCCCACCGCGCACACUACGUCUCGCUACACGUCCGCGUCUCCAACACCGCCGCCUUGAGGCUAUACCGCGACACGCUUGGCUUCGAAGUUGAAAAGGUCGAGGCCAAGUAUUAUGCUGACGGGGAGGAUGCGUACGCCAUGCGCAUGGACCUGCGUGACCUCUGGGUCAAGGGCGAUAAAGAGGGCGGAAACCCUUCGGGUGAGGGAACACCUGCAAAGAUGAAAAAGAAGAGGGAAGAAAGCGGAGAUGAUGAUGCUCAGGAUGAAGGAGAUGAGGUGGGGAGUCUAGGGAAGAAAGAGGAUGGAAAAGAGGGGGAGAAGAUGGUGAAGGUCAAGAUUGGGAGAGCGCUGGGAGUGGGGGAUUUGGUGGAGAGAAAUGAGGCCGUGCGAUGA